Cuscuta campestris is the source of this 1416-nucleotide messenger RNA. The record is from the annotation of a GenBank genome assembly. Lineage: Eukaryota; Viridiplantae; Streptophyta; Magnoliopsida; Solanales; Convolvulaceae.
AAUUUAUUUCCGAAGUCCCCCAGAGUAACCGGGGAUGGAAGGAAAAAAAAAAUUUCAUCGAGUUUCCCCCUUCGUCACUCCCCUGGCCGGUCUGAAAUGGAACGACCAUCUGCUCGAUCAAGAAUACGCUGCACCGGCCUCCACUCCUGACUUGGAAGCGAGUCUUGAGGUUCUCAUGCGCGGGGAUCCUCUCACCGGGAGGGUCUUUUACUACGGCAGCUGGGUUUGGAGGGUUGAACCGGGUGGUGAGGGUACCUCCCAGGCCCAUAAAGCAGCGGGGCGCGGGGUACCCUCCCCGGGCAACACUGCAGAGGCUGAGGGCCAGAACCACCCAGAUAUGGAGUUCGAGGAGUUUGCCAUCCCUGAUGACCAACCAGCGGGAGAGGCCGGGGGUUCCCAAGCCGGGACUGCCAAAACUUUCACGGUCGAACAAGAGACCGUGGAAGUCCAUGAUCUGGAUGAGCCAGAAGAUGACCGGUCGAAAGAGAAGGGCAAGGAGAAGAUCGGCCAGUGGAUAAAGAAGGUGGCCACCACACACCCUUCUUUCGCCAAGAAGAGGCAAAGGGCUGACUCUGACAUGGGCUCACAAACCAUCGAGGAGGCCUUCGUCAACCUUGGACUGAGGCUGAGGGAGGUUGGAGAAAUUGGACCCCUUACAGCUGACCGGCUGGGAUUAGGCUCUCCUUUGGAACUUGCCCGGCUGAAGAAGGAGAAAGAGGAGAUGGCUCUCAUCUUGAAGAGCCAAGCUGACGAGCUGACCAGGCUGUCUGGGCUGGCCGGGUCUAUGAAGGCCGAAAUCUCCCAACUGAAGGAGGAGAACGGCCGGCUGAUGGACAAGGUCUCCGAGGUGAAGCAAGAGAUGGCGAAGAAGGACGGGGACUUCCCCGGGCUUGCAGCUGCUUGGGUGGAAGAGAAUAAAGCUGAAGCUGCCCGGGUGAUGACGGCGACUCCAGAGACCACGAUGGAGUCCUUCAGGCUUCUGUACCGGGAGCCUGAAGGAAGGAAGAUGAUUACCGCGAUUGGAUCCUUCGGAUUCAAGAGCGGUCAAAAGAAGGACCGGAUCGCCUCUCACCGGGUAUUGCUCAGAAGAGAUCCGGACUUCAGCGCUGCAUCCUACGGCCUGACACCAAUUCCGGAAGAAGAUCCAACUCCCCCAUUCCCCCUUGAAUGAACUCCCCGGCUGAGACCGGUUGUUUCUCGUUGUAAAAACUCUAUCAACUUAUAAUUUCCCCGGGUAUGCCCGGUGUAUCUGUAAAACACAAUAUUUUGAAUCUUUGCAAUUCGAAUGUCAUGUUUUACUUUUCUCCUCGGUCACUUUUUCUCCCUUGAUUGUUUCUUGCGUGCCUUCGUUUCUGUUAUCUUACUUUAACUGGUACGCUCUGCAUUUGAUAAACAUCCGCGAGUAGAACUUGAACU